AUGGUGGCUUCAAGAGUGAGAGACUUUACUAGGAUGAACCCUCCAGAGUUUCAUGGUUCUAAAGUUGUGGAAGAUUCUCAAGAAUUUAUUGAUGAGGUCUACAAAGUCUUGAUGAUCAUGGGUGUGACGCCGGUGGAGAAGGCAGAGUUGGCUGCUUAUCAAUUGAAAUGUGUUGCUCAAGUUUGGUUCUUUCCCUUUGAGAUGAGGGAAGGCAAAGUGCUUGUGUUCAUUAACCUUCGGCAAGGAAGUUCCUCCAAUGCUCCUCCUAAGUUCAACAAAGAUUGGGUGUCUAACUCUAGGCCUCAAGGAGGGAAUGGUAGUGGAUCUUCAUUGCCUAUGUCUACUUGUACUAAGUGUGGAAGGAAGCACGAGGGUAAGUGUCUAGCCGACACAGAUGGUUGCUUUGGUUGUGGUAAAAGUGGUCACAAAAUGAGAGAUUGCCUGAUGCUUACGGGUAAAGGAAGAGAGGGAAAGCAAGAUCCUAUUAGUGGUUUGAAUUCCAAUGCUCCUAAGCAGAACUGGUUCUAUGCUGUUCAGACCCAGGGUGAGCAAUAG
This is a messenger RNA of Solanum stenotomum, 555 nucleotides long. RefSeq lists its product as uncharacterized. The record is from RefSeq and is a predicted model, not a curated record. Gene Ontology annotation, molecular function: nucleic acid binding; zinc ion binding. The coding region runs from base 1 to 555 and encodes 184 amino acids. Lineage: Eukaryota; Viridiplantae; Streptophyta; Magnoliopsida; Solanales; Solanaceae. The transcript is spliced from 3 exons.